This is a messenger RNA of Aspergillus saccharolyticus JOP 1030-1, 1474 nucleotides long. RefSeq lists its product as uncharacterized. The transcript has a single exon. The coding region runs from base 361 to 990 and encodes 209 amino acids. The record is from RefSeq and is a predicted model, not a curated record. Lineage: Eukaryota; Fungi; Ascomycota; Eurotiomycetes; Eurotiales; Aspergillaceae.
UCCACCUCAAAUACUGUUUUGUUCUGAAACCGUUCAAUACGCUUAUACAUGUAUCUUACGGUUUUCGUACGAUAAAAACUGAACCUUCAUAUUCCUGAAUCCACCAUUUGCUCGACAACCCUUUUUGGGAACAUCCACCGUGGGCACAGGACACACUGCUAUAAUACUUUUCUUCUUCCCUGCUUUCUGACUCCGAUAUACUGUUUCCACACACAAGAUUGUUGACCAACUCAAUAUCCUUCGACGUCCCUCCUUACUCUCCGUCCUCAGAGGAUCUAUACAGAUUCUCCAAUACACCUUCUUCCACUUCUUCAACCUACCUAGUCUGCUCCAUUCAUAUAAGCAUUACUCCACAUCCUGAUGGCUCCUCGACCAGCACUCUAUCCUCUCAAGACACCGAAGGGGGUGACUUUCCCUUCUGAGCUUCAAGAUGACCUUCCGUUCGGGUCAGAGAUUAACCAGCAAGACGCAGGAGAUGGACCUUCAGUAUUACCUCCACAGGCAUACACAGACUUUCUAAGGGCAUUGAGUCCUGUAUAUGCAGGAUCAGAAGGACUCAAUGCCAGCUAUACGAAGUGGAUGAUGAGCAAGACUCUGCCCUCUCCUGUCUCAUUGCCUUCGACAGCCAGCACCUCGUCGUUCCCCGGCGAUGGUGAGGCGAAGACGAGCCCAACAUUAAUCCCACCAUCUCCUGUCAUUUCAGCUCGACCAUCAAAGGAGUCUAGCUCUUUAAGACGUCUACGUCCAUUGUCACAAUAUCCCUACUCUCCCAUUUCCGCCGAAUCUCCUCGGAGCCCGUUCACAGUACGGCCUCCAUAUUGCCCUGCAGAUCGCAGAGCAAGAAGCAUUGACACAACAAAUGCCUCGAGCGGACGAAUUAUCACUAUUCAACAUAUUGUCACGCGCACGGUCACCCUGAAGCGCACACCUGCGCUCGAGGCGCCACCUAAAGGCAAACGCCGCAGGACCAGCGACUCAGAAGAGCAGUGAAUCUGCUUCACAAGCCUUACGACCAUGAUCUGAAGGACCCAGCCUAUUCUUCUUGUUGGAUGUUGGAGUUCUCGGAUUGUUACUUGUUCUUUUCUGUGCAUUCAGCUGUAUGCUUGCCUUUCGAUGCGAUACUUUUGGAUCCCAAGUUAUGCAUUAUCGGGUUCUGAGUUUUUUUGACGACUGCUAGACAAACACGCAUCCAGAUCCUGGCGAUUAGGAUUGCGAACAAUCAGGUGAUGAGGAUUGGAGUUGGAGCACUGCAUAGUAUUGGGUUCUUGUUGUCAUUAUCAUUGGAAAACGCCGUGUCUCUCUUUGCGACUGCUUCGAGAUGAGUCCAUGUUCUCUAUAGUGGGUGGAAGGUGGGCUUGGGCCCUUGGCGUUGGUUGUCUGACUCGGACCUUAAAGAGCCAAUUGAUGUGAACAUAUCGCUAAAGCAUGUUGUUAAUCGAUGUGGGACCAAUCAGAUUCUAUAACUCAAUGUUGG